[Candida] anglica is the source of this 387-nucleotide messenger RNA. Lineage: Eukaryota; Fungi; Ascomycota; Pichiomycetes; Serinales; Debaryomycetaceae. The record is from the annotation of a GenBank genome assembly.
UACUUAUCUCCCACAUAUACACAAACAUAUAAUGUCUUCUAUUAUAAAGAGACUCCCCUCGACGGAGAGACUUCAACAAGUGAAGAAGAUCACUGCCGAAAUUUUCGGUGCCAACUGGAACCCAACAAAUGCCAGAAACGGUGCAAAGAUUCUCAGACAACCUCUUAAAGGUCCUGAAGUUGCUAGCUACUACGGUGUGAACGAAGCCACCCCAUCCUUCAAGGACUUCAAGGAAUGGUUCCCUGAAUUAAAGUUGGUUGACCCUAAGGAAGCCUACCGUUUGAAGAUGGUAGAGGACAGAAAGAAGAGAAACAAGGGUGCUCCAAAGAAGAAGUCAAAAUAAGUUUAGACCAAAUUCACCUUUGCAUUGUACAUAGUAUUAUACAC